Molecule: messenger RNA, 981 nt
Organism: Necator americanus (New World hookworm)
Lineage: Eukaryota; Metazoa; Nematoda; Chromadorea; Rhabditida; Ancylostomatidae
Exons: 7
Coding region: 1-981 (326 amino acids)
Biological process (GO): G protein-coupled receptor signaling pathway
Cellular component (GO): membrane
Molecular function (GO): G protein-coupled receptor activity
Source: RefSeq, a predicted model, not a curated record
AUGUCCAAUCAAACGGUGAUGGAGAUGGUCCCAAUGCCGAUGGUGUUCACUACGUUGGCAUUUUCGAUUGUUGGCUUCCUUGGAAAUGGAAUUAUAGUGCUAGCGACUUUUGCGUCGCCUAGUUUGAAAAAUCGCUGCAAUAUUCUUAUUUGCAUAUUAGCGACCGCAGAUUUUGUUGUAUGUGGAUACUUGAUUCAACUACGUAUACAAAUGCUCAAAAACUGGUAUUUUCAAAAGAAUAGUGAAUGCUUCGCUCACAGUAUCUACGGUCUUUUUGCGCUAAAUAUUCAAGCUGGAAUGGGUCUUAUACUAGGAAUCGAUCGGCUCUUUGCUGUUACUUUAUCCGUGAGGUACUCACGCCUUCCGAAGCGUUUAUACUUUGUAAUGAUGAUGUUCGUAUUGAGCUAUGCUGCUUUAAUGACAUUCUACGGUUAUUUAGACUCAUCAGAUGUUCGCGUACCGAUUUGUCUUCCUCCUACCGCUUAUAACAAAUCAUCGAGGCUAGUAUGGAUCGGUUCGAACUUCCUAAUUGCAAUCAUGGUCAUAUUCGUAUACGGUGCUGCUCAUAUGAAAUGUCGCGUGAUGAGAGCACAAAAUACACACGAACAGAGUGUUGAGCGUAUUCGUCGACUUCUGUACUCCCUUUCGAUUGUUAUGGGUGUAUACACAUCAACGUGGUUCCUUACAGUCAUAGCGCUACUCGUUACACAGCUUUUCUCACUUUCACCCUCGUUAAUAGGGGAAAUAAAUCAACAACUUGGAUGGUUGGUAAUUAUUAAUGCUUCAACGAACUUUUUUAUUUACAUGUGGAGAGCACCCGAGUACAGAAAAGCCGUUCUAUACUUAUUAUGUCCAACCUACAAGAAGAAAUUAACUACAGAUCUUCAAUCAUUCAGUAUGAAGAGCGCUAAAACAGUCAUCGUAAAGCGACCGAUCAUCAGUAAACGUUUUGCAAACUGUGUAAAUAGUGAUGACCAUUAA